CCAGCGGAGAGGAAGAGCAGAGACAAGUGAACAACAAGCCAGGGCACGGGAGAUAGGAAAUCGUAAAGGUGGGUGUAUUCUCUCUUUCUUCAAAACUGUGAGUAGUGCUCGGUUUCUCUGCGGUGAAAGAGUGAAGUCGUGGAGGUUGUGUGGAGGUUUUCAGACCCCGCUGAGUUCUUAGUUGGUCUCUCAUCCUGCUCUCUCUCCUUCCUGCGACGGGUCGAGGCUUGGAUUGUGUCGGCGCAGCAGCAGCAACAGCAGCACUCGGCUAGGCUAGGCCUGAAACCGCCUCUCAAACACUCAUGGACCUUUAAAGACGAGUCUAACAGUGUCGAGAAUCGGUAAUAGUCCGUCUUUUUGUGUUAUUUCCUCGGUGUAGCUGGUUGGGAGCAGUUCUAGGCGGACGGAGGAGUGCGGUGAACUUGCUUUCAGUGGUCGCAGCGUUAGCAUGCUAGCUAGCAUAGCAUGAGCUAACUUCAUUAGCAAUGCUGGACUUCAUUCGUCGGUGUGAUGAAUUACUGGACUAGAGGGAGAUUUUGGAAAAGUUUUCCAAAACUAAUAAUGCAUUCAGUUCAAGCUAUUUGCUAUCAUGUUUGCUAAAUGUAUGUUUUAAAUGUGGUUGUAUUAGGCCAAUUGACAAACCCCACAGUGUGUUACAGCAGGAGGCUGUUUGUGUGCUUGUAAUAUAACUCAGAGUAUUUUCGUGUUUCUGCCUUUACACGUCAAAGAAGCAACAUUUACACGAGUUUUGCGUGACUUUUCCUGGAGCUAAGGCCAUUGACAGGUGAGAGUACACGGAAGUAGUAGACUGUCUUCUGUGCUCUGAAGUUAGGAGUCAAAGUCCAGUCUCGGUUUACUCAUCAAUUUCACGGUUUUAUAUUGUACCUGCGACGACCCACUCUCUGGACGCUGUAUUUGUGUGAUGCUUUUCCGUGCAUGGUAUGUAAGUGUGUGUGUGUGUCUUCGACUAUAAUUGGUUUUUGUGUGUAAAGCUCACUGUGUCAUGUUGCCGCAGCUGUCUUUUGAUGUGGUCUACAAGGUAAGAGAAGGAAGGAUUGGUGGUGGUGGUGGUGGAGCUGCAGCGACAAAAGCAAGAACCUGUUAUGUGGGUCUGACUGUAUGGGGUGUGGUAAGGUGGCAGGCGUGUUUGUCUCUUCAUUAUUCAGUCCCUUGUGUAAAGGAUUGCAACUACAGACACCUUCUCACCUUACAGUUGUUUGGUGUGAACGGAUGCUGGAUUACUGUGAGAAACUCGACUUAUCCUGCUGUCGGAGUGGAUCUCUCUUAAAGUGAGCUUCCUAUCAACAGUCUGUUGUGGAGCAAUGGGAAUGAUCGAAUACACAAAAAAGUGUCAGACCAAUGUCGAACAGCUUGUCUAAAGAUACUAUGAAUAAUAAUGCUUUGAGUUGGUAUAGUCAGCUGAUAUGUGAGUUUCAGAGUGGCGUGGGCAUGCCUGUCAUAUUCCCGCAAUACCCUGCAGGCAUGUCUGCUUUGACCUGCUGGAACAGAGAUGGAAAUGAUUGUGAGCAAGUUCGGGCAUGCUGUUUGUUCAGAUAUGUACUCUGUUGUAAGAUCUGCAAUAUAACAAGGUUGGACAUUUCUUUUGCUGUCCAGACUUUGCUCCUUUGCCAUGUUGUCUGCUGGGGCUGAAGUUUUGCAGCUCAGCCAGUUGUUUUAGUAAGGGCUAUCAUUUGUGAGCCUUAGUAAUGACGGGCUUUCAGAGCACACCACGGGUGUGUCCCUUUGACACACAGGAGCUGGGGUUUUCUUACAUUCGCUCCUCCCAGUCAGUGUUUUCUUUCUCUCUCUCCCUCUCUCUUUCUUUAUUACUCUUCUCCCUGCUUUCAACGGUUACACCUGCAGUCGGUGUUUUUAUUUGAAUGGUGAGCAUGUCAACUCCCACUUCAGAUAGGGGAGGACUUAUGAUUUCAAACACAGCAAAACCAAAGUGUAGGCUUGAAAAGUUGUCCAAACUGUUGUUUAUUAACCUCCAAGUGUUGACGGUUCAUUUCAUGGAAGUGCUGAGUGUUAUUUUGCACUUUUAUGGCGCCCACUGCAGAUACUUAGCCACUUUCCUUGUUAAGUUGUGAACUUAGUGUUAUUGCAUUCACCAGUGGUAAAUCUAUUCCUAAUGCUCAAUACUGCUUUUUAUUGCUUUAUCGCUUUUUACAAGGAAGUUAGCUGAGAAAGUUGUUUAUACACCACAAGGCAUUUGUAUAAUAGUGCUUAAUUGGUUGUCUGACAUGUUGUAAUUGCUUUACAUCUUAUAGUGGCUGAAUGUUGAGGUGAAGAUAUCAAUACAGUUACUGCCUUCAUGAGGAAUUUCAUGAAAACUCUGGAUGAGAAAGCAGAGACUUCAUUUGAUGACUUCCACAUAACUUAUAAAAUGAGAAAUAAUGUGAAAUUGUUUGACUACAGUUUUUUGAUGAAUGUAUCAUUAACUGAAGAGUAAGAGCUUUUUUUCUGUUUGAGUUACAGUGAAUAACAUUUACCAUUUCAUUACUAAGGACCCCCUUCAAAAUGAGAUGAUGCAUCUCAAGGGGUUUAUCUUGAAAUACUACAUUUCCUACUUAUAAUCGCACGGCAGGUUGAGCUAGGACUGGGCGAUUAUAUGAUCGUGAUUGAUGAUCAUGAUAAAUUUCCGUUCAAUUACGGUGAUCAGCUGUGACCAUAUUUACUCCAUCAAACAUGGCGGAAAUGUGCGUCACAACAGCCAAUCAGAGUCGAGCUUUUCCUGCUCACUUCUGUAAGUUGUCAGGGAAGUAAACAGAAUGACCAAACAUGGAGCUAAAUGCAGAGCUGAGGGCAGAAAAAUAGAUGUCAGCCAUGACUUUGAGUUAUUCUCUGAAGAUGUUAUUGUUGAGAAGUUAUUCUACGUCAGUUGUGUGGCGGUCGUUCGGGAAUCUCCAAAGUGACUUCGAGCAAUUAAGCCGACGUGCAAGGUAUGUCGGUGAAUUUCAAAAAUAUUGAAAUAACUAAACUAGUUUCUUAAGUUUUUAGUACAGAUGCUGUAAAACAGGCAGUUAAAAAAACGUGAUAAUAAUCAAGAUUGGAUGAUAUGACAAAAUAUAUAGUGAUCAUUUUUUUUGCCCAGGCCUAGGUUGAGCAAGUUUUUGUAUUUUUUGUUAUUGCAUUGCGUCAUACUGUGUAUGUGGUCAUAAGUUUUGAUAGUUAAAUGCAGAGAAACCUUCUCUAUAAAUAGAGAGCAUGUCUCGACUUAUUGCGAGUGAUGUAACGUCAUCAAAAUCUCACCAAAGGAUAAUACCGUAGACUGUAUACAGUAUGAACAACUUGGCUCCGCCUACCGUCAUUGUAUGAAUUUGAAGCCAAAUUGCUCUCGGUAUUUCCAGGAUUUUCUCUAUUACCUGAAACUAGCGUUUGUGCAUUAAUGCUCAGAGGAAGAACAUAAUGAUGACGCUCGACUCAAACAGAGUAUCUGCUCAGCGGAUGAUCUACACAAUCUUCAUACACCCAUAGACUGGCUAACCAGUGUGACAAUAAUUACAUGUCAACAUCGCAACCAGGGGGGAGAAAAAUCUAUUGUCUGUGUAAUUGAUUUUUAAAGUUUGUCCAGACUCUAUUAAGAUUGCUGGAGGAGGUGGGGUUUAUGACCUAUACUGCAACCAAUCACCAGAGGUGCUGUUCUUGUGGAGCUCUACCAAGCAAGGAGGCAGAGGACCUCCAUUCUAUAUUCAGUCUAUGGAUGAUACUUUGCAACUUUGAAAGGUGGAUUUCAAGCAUUUUUACAGACUAUAUUUCCUCUCUGAUUCCACUUUAAUAGCUUUACAUGAUUUUUAGAUCAACUAAAGCCUCAAAUUUCUCUUUAAGCAUACUUUGUUUUGAUUGGCCACCUCUCUGGAGGUUGUCAGGAAGCCGGCCAAGGGUAGAGCUCGACGUUUGUGUCACGCUCGGAUGAACUAGUAAGGAGAGUCGAUAAUUCUUAUGUCAGAAUUUUAGUGAAUCUUCCACUUAAACUAGGGUCUCGCAUUUUUGCACGCUUGUGUGACAUUUGAGCAGUUUACAUGUAUUUUCUAAGAUUAUGACAACAUACGUUUACCUUGGGAUUUGAAACUUUGUAUACAUCUGGUAUGGACAUGAAACUUCUCAACUUUGCAGUUUUUGUUGUAAAUGUGGAAAAGCAUGAUACCCCCUCCCAUUAAAAUAAAUCUUAAUCUUUUAAAUUUCUUAAUCCAUGUAUCUACUUGAAUCUGUUCAGAACAACAGUUUACCAAGUGGCUUCUCAUAUUACUCAUAUUCUCAGACGUGUAGGUUGCUACAGUCUUGCAGACAAUCUAACAGUGUCUGCAUGUUGUUUUGUUUGUCUCUCAGCUCUUCUUUCUUAUUUCUGGAUUUUGGGAAAUGAAAAUGCUCCAUCUUGAGAGACUUAUUCACGUGCUCACUCUGCCACAAUGUCAGAGCCAUGGGAGCAGAGGGCUGGUUCAUGAUUCCAUGUUAGGAUGGCAAAGGCGGUUUAGUUUUGGAUGCGGGCCAAGGCUAACACACAGAAUACAUAGACACACGCACACACACACACACACACACGCAGUGGCCAAAUCUCAGUGUGACCAUUCAAAUGAGGCUGAGUCAGCGAAGCACUUGGCCAAGCCACAGCAGCAUUUUACCAUAGCCUCACCUUAACUUUGUGUGUGUCUGUGUGUGAGUGUGCGGACUGGAGCAGAAUGAACGCCAGCCAACCACCAGUGACAAAGUGGCUGAAAUCGCAAUGACAGCAUAUGAGUAUGAAGGAAUACUCUGGACAAAAUACUCAGUGGGAUCUGGGUAAUAGACAAACAAACUGACUAUGAGUGUGUGCCACAGAGUUUUAAGUAGUUUGUGAUCACUCAUGGUGUGUGUGUAAUUCUACAACAGUCUUGUGUGGCUUAAUAUGCCAAGUGGUUUAGCACUGUAAAUCCAGGGCUAGCCCAUUAGCAGCAACAAUUUAGCGUUGCUGCUAAUGGCCUUACAAUAGAUUAAGAAGUAAUGCUUGGGCUUAAAGUGGCUAAAGCCAUUUUAAAACUCCUCUCAUAAGCAGUCGCUCACCGCCACAAGAAUGUCAGUGGUAGGACUUGUACCGCUGUAAGGGUUGUGUGAGGCUGUUUGUGUGUUGCACUGAAGCACAGGGGACCGCAUUCUCUUAUACUCGCUCAAAAAUGUAGAUGUUUUGACAGCUACAAAGAGCAGCAACCCAAAAGAUGGCAUGCUGAGUUAUCUGAUGUAUGCUGCCAUUUCGAAGUUGAAACCCUGGUCCCUAAUGUAAAACUUGACAGCUGCUAUAGGCACCCUUUAAGAGACAAACGUUCAUUUGUAGCUUACUGCCAUGUUAAGUCGCCGACUUUGUUUUGAUUGUGGUGUCAAGGUUUCAGUUUUAGUUUUAAUGCACUCUCAGCAUCAUAAACCCUCAUGAGAUCACUUGAAGUUAUCUCCAAUUUCCCCCUUGGGGAAAAAUAAAGUUUUUUUUAAAUUUGAAUUAUCUUUUAAUUUGUGAGCAUUAUCUUCUACAGCAGUGGUUCUUAAGUCCAGUCCUCGAGGCCCACUGUCCGGCAUGUUUUGGAAGUUUCCCUGCUCCAACACACCUGAUUCAAAUGAUCAGCUCGUUAUCAAGCUCUGUAACGAGCUGAUCAUUUGAAUCAGGUGUGUUGAGCAGGGAAACAUCCAAAACAUGUAGGACAGUGGACCUCAAGGACUGGACUUGAGAACCACUCUUCUACAGGAAUAUAUCCUGAUAUUCUGAUGUCGUGAUUGGUUAGAGGAAAUACCCACUUUGUCUUUCCAGGAUUGAAGCUUGAAGGAUUUUUGUGGGAGAAAAAGUCUUAAGAUGAGUGAUAGAUGAGAGCAGCGCAGUGAAGGAGUGAAGGGCUCCCUUAUUAGGACAGCUUACAACUGCCGAGACAGGAUAUGACACGCAAUAUCUCCCUGUGGAAUGUGUAACAAUAGUGGUGCGUGUGUUUUUGUGAGGCUCCUGUGUAUUUGGUUCCACAAAUGUAUGUUUUUCUUUCCUCACGUAGAUGGAAGGAAAAAAAAGGCAGCAUUAACUUCACCAAAACUCGCCACAGCUCUGUUUGAGUGUUCAAGGAUAUAACCAGCGUCACACACUCUCAUUUGCCGCCUUUAUUUAGUCUCUGACCCUCAUACAACCACUCGCCCUCACACAGAUGUGUUCACCCACUCAGGCUGGCAGAAGUGCACACUCAGACCCAAUACAGGAGCCUUUUGUUCACUCAGACAGUCCAGCGUAUGCUGACAUGGAGCAGAUUUGAUCACCAUGAGUCAGUGAACUUUGAUGUAGAAAAUGGUUUUUGCCCUGCUUUGGAGAUGAGCCACACUUGUGUCAUGCUGUUAUUAGACAGACAUGGUUGAAGUAAUCUUUCCCAGAUUCUUCAUUCCUGUCUCACCAGCUUCCCUGCUGAGAAAGUCAGAGAAACGAGUCACUAAUUUGAGUUCAGGAGUGAUGUUCACUUAUUUCUAUGCCUCUGUUUGGAUGUAGGUCAUGGUACCAUGUGUUAGGCUGUAUUAUUAUCCAAAGUAAAGGUUUGUGAUUUUAAAAAGCAGCCUUCCUCCUUUGUUUCAGAGCAAAACCCUUUUUUCUACUGCUUUUUAUUAAAUUGGUGGUAUUCUUUGACUCUUUUUACUGUCAAUUUAAAACCAUUGUUUUACAGGGCUGGAGAUCCUUGAAAUGUCUGGUGUAGAGUGAGUGAAGGCAUCAGGUUUGAUAUUAGCCUUGUUAAAAAAAGGUAACAAAAUAACACAGAUAUAAAUUUACUUAAUGUUAUCUAAUAUCAAAUAACAAAUUGCACAUUAACACACAACAAAAAGAAGACUUAGAUGUAAACAUUUAGUGCAAAUGGAUAGACAGACAUCGAAUAUAGAGCGAACAGAAUCACUGUGUUGCUGUGUAAAGGCACGAUCUGAAUGUUGGAAUGGCAUCAUUUAUCAGAUGUCUGUUCAGUUAAGUUGUCAAUAUCGGAGCCGAUAUCUGAUCCAAAUAUCAGAUCGGUGCAUCCCUAGUCUGGUGUCAGAGAGUGAAUUGAUUUAAAAGAAGAAAACCCAACACGUAAGAGGUCGAAGUGCAGAAAGCUUUUCAUCAUCUUGUCUGCGUACAACACAAUAGUAGUUCCUCGGUUGGUCUACGAUCAGUUUGGACCCUCCCUCAUUGUUCAGACAGCCCAGGAUCUGUGGAGAUAAUUAUUGUCAAUGUGUAUAUUAAGAAGAUACUUCUAGCUUUGACUGUUUCUGAAAGCACUGCUUCUGUGUCAGUCCAAUACAAGCAUGAGAAAGAUGCUUGUCUGUUUUUAUGAGGCCUGUCCAUGAAUGCUCUGACAGUGUGAUGGAGGGGAGACAAUGACACACACUUCAGAGUUUGAUCAGUACAAGAAUUAGAAAUUAGAUAAAUAUCUGCAUUUUGCUGCUUUGAGAGGGGUGACCAUCAUUACAGGCUUUUUCAGAAUCAAGCGGAACACACUGGAGGCAGACUGUGACACCACGCAGUCUGUAUAAAAAAAGUUCUCCCAGUGUUAGCCAAUGCUGGCAUCAAUGGAUGAAGAAAUGUAAUGGUAUUUUAUCGGGAUGUUAUGGCCUGUAAGUGGACCCAGCUGGCAAACGUAUGUGUACUUGCAACUGAAUCAGCUCUCUCUGCUUUAUUGAAUCAGUGAAUUAAGCGUGCUUGAGCAAAACUGUGAUUUAGUGCUGAUGUUAGAAGUGACAUUUGCUGCUUAGACUGGGAUUCAAAGCCACAGGCUUCCACUCCCGUCAGGGCAGUAAAAGCAUAGGGCGCAAACAACGAAGUAAUCAGGACAUAGACAGGUUUUAAAUAUACAAUGAGUAGGGAAAAGUCAAAACAUAUGUAUUUUAAAGGAUUUGAAGGAUAAUAUUGAUUUUAGAGACUCGUCCUUACAUCACUUACAUUGUAGAUGCUAACACUAGGAGGAGGUGAUGCUGUUUGCUGGUUACAAAUCACCCUGAUACACAACUUAAAUUUUUUUUUUUUUUUAUCCGCUGCUGUGGCUUUGUGAAGGGAGUAAAUCUGAGGACUAGAUUCAUAAUGUGGGUGUACAGAAAAUAAAAAAAGUGUUUUUAAUCGGUGAUGACAUUAUUGCAGCAUCUAUGUUGUGGCAGCCUGUUAAACUUAGGAUGGUACAGAGACCGGUGUAGGUACCAGAUGUGUUCGGGCUGCCAGAUCGGCUUGGGGCUCGGUGCCUACUGAUGACGUCACACUAUUUGAUUGGUUGAAAGUUGGUAUGGAUGACAUUGAAGAUAGUGGUUGGUCCAGAGAUUACAGAAGCGGUUUUCGGCAGAUUAAGUUUCAUGGGAUUGCUACUUAUCAAAGGAGAUUUCGACAGUCAGACUACUGCCUCUUUGAAGUUGCCAAAGAAAAUGUGGAAUAAAAGCAAAACUAUCUAUUGAUGAACUGAGAUCCUGAAAAGUUAACAUAUACAAUUAAAGCCAUUUAAAAAUUACAGUACACUAAGUUGUAAUUCUCUGUAUUAUAUAAAGAGAAAAUUUCGAGGUCAAUUGAGUUAACAAAUGGAAAUAAAGAAAACCGUGAGGUGCUUUUAACCAAGCACAUUUAAACUAUUAAAUGGAGCGCAAUGUAGUUUGUCCGAGUGGACUUGCCGUAGUGUGAUGUCUUCAACAGGCACUUGGCCCUGCACUGAUCUGGCAGCCCAAACAUAUUUGGUACUUAGACAGGUACUUUGCCCAUAACUGGUCCAAUCCAUUGCUAAGAUUUGUAAAUGAUCCUAAUUUGGCACAAGCUCUUAUUGAAUGGAAAAAAAGAAGUUGAAAAGAGAGUAGAUUAAAAAAGAGAGAUAUUGAAGAGAUUUGAAAGAUUGAUGUGAAAUGGAUAAGCGGUAACAUAUUCAGGGGAGAAUGCUGGACAUUGUGGAAGCAUUGGAGGGAUGCCAGUCAACAGUGCAUUGGCCUCUGCAAAAGGAGAUGCUGUCCAAAUGUGUUAGUAGUUUUUGAAAGCCGUCCACAGCUGAGCAAAUCCCCUCAUUCGACAUGAAGAACAAGCUUCAUUACAGUAGGAGGUCCGGGCUUGAUCCCAGCAAACAAAAUGUAUUAUCUUCCUAUCAGAGAAAGUCUGUUGUGAAGUUUUUCUAAACUCUUGUCAAACAGAGCCCCCGGUUUAAAAGUGUAUUCUCCUGGAUGUGCGUUUAAAUGAAAUGUCAGCCGUAUUACAGCUCGGAAAACAUGGGAAGUCUUUUAAAAAGCAGCAAAAGCGAAGCCUGCCACCUUGUUCCCUACUCAUGAGACAACAACCCUUUGGUUUUAAGAUACCUCUGACUUUUUGAAGUUUGGUGUAACUUCAUGAUGUGAUGCCGUCUCUUGAUAACGCCUCUCAGUACUCUCACACUUUUUUACAUCCUCUGAACAAGGAUGUGCUAACAAGCUUAACACUCUGCAGCUGAAAACUUGCUGAAAUCAUCUCCUGUCACGAAUCUCACCUUCUAUUUUUAACCCUGCUAAGCAGACGGUGAAAAAAAGGCCGUAGGAAAAAAAAUGCAUCCUGGCUCAUGCCGGUCCUACUUCCUCUCCUAAAAGAAUAAUAAUUUUCAUAAAUUAAUUCUUGAGUUGCCAGCCUUUUUCUGUCUCCAUUUUUAAUCCCCUCAGUCUUUCCACUUACUCUGGUUGUACCUGUACCGACUAUAUACCUGCUUCUUUACUCUCACAGUUCUCUAUAUCACUCCUUCCUGCUCCUGCUGCUAUUAACUUCAAAAUAUCAAUUUCAUUUACACCUCAGUGUGUGAAUUUCCAGGUGAAACUGUACCACAUCCCUUCUGACUUUGUAUUCUGGUGAUUCAGCAUGGCUGUUUGUGACUUCUUUCAAUAAAUCCGGGUGUUGGUUGAAUCUCUUCUCUCUGGUGUUGUUGACCCUGUCCUGUCCUGUCCUGUGCUCUGCUCUCAGCGUGUGAAUGGAGCAGUGUGCGAGUACGGCCUCCCUGCUGGCCUCGGUGCGGGAGCAGGAGAGGCAGUUUGAGAUGCUGAGCCGAGCUCUGGAGGAGGAGCGGAGGUCAUGUGCCGGCACCCUGCCCCGCCCCCUCCCCAACAUGCAGGUAACACAGAAUAACCCCAGCCCACUCCUUUCAAUCCCUCGUAUGCACACUUUCCAUCAUGAAAUCUCCUGGAUUCUCCCUCGAUCUGAGGGAGUUCAUCUCCUGUCAUGUCUCCAGUCAUCCCCAUCUCAUCUGCGAGGACGUGCAUGAUGGCUGCAAAAGCUGGUGCAUUCUUUCGGGAGGGGAAAAUUCCUCCUCAGUUUAAACAAGGUCGAGCUCUUGAAGGCUGCCUAAAAGUGUGUGAUCUUAGAGAUGAGUUAAAGAAUGCCUCUCGACAACGAUACAAGGAUACUGAAGCCACCUUGAAGUAGGUUUGAAAUAUUAUAGUUUUUAUUCUUUUAUUUAAGUCUUUAUUAGAUAUGGGCAGCCCCAACACCUAAUCACAUAUUUGGAAUAAAUACAACUAGUUCAGUUUAUAAACACUAAUGCCAGACAUCUCUCACUUACUGUGCAAGCCAUAACUUCAUUAAAUGGAGGACUUUUGUCAGCUAAUGAGCUAACGUUAGCUAAGCAGCUUAACUGGCAGCCCACAAAGUCCUACCUGUAACUUAAAAAAAGAAACAGGUGUUUCGCCUGUCCUGACAUCCAUUUACUCAUGGUGCAUCAAGCUAAUUAUGUUACAAGCAGCUCGGCUAGCAGCCCGUCUAUACAUGAUGAGUCUGCUGUAGAGAAUCUGUGUAUCUUUCGAAUCUGUGUAUCAUUCAUUCAAUUGAUAUUCAGUCAAGAAUCAAAAAACAAAACAUUGAAAAGUGGUUCGUUUUCCCUUUUUCCCUUUUUGAAAUGAAAACAAAUAAAUGAAAAUUCAUUCGUUUUCCAAUAUUCCGUCAGUUAACAUAGAUCAAAUAAACAUAAUAAAUGGACUGAUUUUGUUUUUAUUAUAUAAAUUGAUACGAGUAGUUAGACUGUGAAUGAUACACAGAAUGUAAACAAAGGUCCUUAAAAGCCACACCUCUUGAACAUCUGCUCGGAGUGUCACCAUUUACUUAACACCAGUCAAACCGACACACCGGCAAAAACACAGACGAUACAACUUCUGGGUCACGACAAACGUACAAAUUAAAUAAUAAAAACAAAGUCAGCCCGUGGCCCGUAAUUUAACUUUUGUUAAACGAAUUUUCAUUUAUUUGUUCAUUUCAAAAAGGGAAAAAGGGAAAACGAACCACUUUUCAAUGUUUUGUUUUUUGAUUCUUGAUUGAAUAUCAAUUGAAUGAAUGAUACACGGAUUUAUUCGUUCAUUCGGUUUUCAAAAUGAGAAAACAAGAAAACAAAUUGUUUUCUAAAUAUUCGUCUUUAAAACGAAAAUGAAAAAACAGAACGGCUCAUUUUCUGAUUUUCAUUUUCCACAGCUCAGAUGAAAAUGGAAUAAAUGGAUAAAAACAAUUUUAUCUGAUUUGGACUUUUUUGUCGGUAGAAAAUCUCAUGGGGGGCGGCCCCCAGCCGUAUGUCUGAUACGUGUCCUUUUCUCCUCAGGUUGUUUUGGGCACAGAACUUUCUGACUGACAUUUUAGAGCACAUUGGCACUCCUGCCUCCUGCAGCGUUUUGGAAAUCUCUUCAUGAGUUUUGCCAUCCUGAAAAAUGUGCUGUAUGAGCUCUAAAUAAUUCUCAGGUCCAGCCAUGACGCUAAAGGUUCACUUCCAUGUCAUGAAACUUUCUACAGACGAAAAAGUCUUGAUUAGGUAAAGUUGUCGUUAUCCAUUUAUCCCAUUUUCAUUCGAGCUGUAGAAAACGGAAAUCAGAAAAUGAGCUGUUAUCCGUUUUUUCAUUUUCAUUGUAGAGACAAACAUUUAGAAAACAAUCUGUUUUCUCAUUUUUUUUCAUUUUUGUUUUUUUUUUUUGAAAAUCGAAUUAACACAUGAUACACGGAUUGUGGAGGACUAUAGAAAUCCUUGUUUCCAAUCAAAUUUGCUUCAGCUGAUUGUUUCCAACUUUUAAUGAUUUUCAUUAAAGAAAAAUAAUCUUCAGACAUUCUCAGUAAGUGUAAAUAAAAACAAACAAACACAUUUUUGGAUUUUUUUUUAGCACAGUUGACCAUACAGACGUAGGUAUUCAGAGUCAAUGUAUGCUCAUCUGAGAGGAGGCUUUUCAUCGACGUAUGCAAAACUUCACAUAAAGAGGUGACUGUCACCAAGGCCUGCUGUAGGAAACAGCAUGAAACACUGGUGACAGCAAUGUGAUGUCUCCCCAGUAAGCAUUAAAACAUUUUCCAAGUUUGCCCAGCAGACAGUUUUAGAUCGACUCCAAAAAUCAAUGAAUCGGGCCUCUCUUUAUACAACCCCUCACAUCUGUCCAUAUAGAGUGAUUAGUGGAUAAUUAAUACUUUAGUUACUCUCUUUUUCUUUUCUUGUCCUACAGAAUACCAUAUUGAAGUUUGUCGCAAACCCAAAGAUGGUGUUUUGCUAUUUACCGAUUUAGAAAAUACUCUCACUCCUUUACUCCUAAAACAGUUUGAGGAUCAGUUAAUUCGUCUUUAACAUGAUGCAGAAUUGAUCAAUUGAGACCACUCUCACUCUGUCACUGUUCCCAGAGAGGUGGUUCAUUAUCUCCAGGGAUACAUCCAGCUCAUCUAAGAGCUGAUUAAGUCAUAAUUCAGUGAUUACUUUUUCAUAUGGGGUCCUUGCCUUAUUUGACCAGCACUAGAAUAGCAGACUUAGCAUUUUGUAGCCAGAGAGGCUCCAGAAGGAAAAAGUUGAAUCUUUAGAUAUCAUUUUAUGUUGUUUAUUUGCUCUGAAUUAGGAAUAGAAUAGUAUCAAUAAUAGUACUAAUAAGCAACCCUAUCUUUCUUAGAUGGUAAAAACUGGACAGAUAUGAGGGGAUGAGCUAAAUGUUUCCAUCUUAAAUAUGAUUGCUAGAUAUGGUUGAAUACGUACCCUUUACAUAUAAGGAAACUCUACACCUGACACAGUUAACAUUGAAAAUCUAAGAUCCACAUUUGAAAUGAAACAGAAAGAAUCAUAAAAUCAUAUUUUUACCAAAUACCCCAGCACUGGACUGAAGCACCGUCUAGUAUUUAGCCUUCUUGAGGAGGUAAUUUAACCCUCUGUUACUGUCCACAGCUCUUCAUCGUGUAUUUUUUUCCAUCCUUCAUUGAUUCAGUAACCGUCAGUGUAUCACGCCAAUCCUAAAUCCCUCCAUCCCCAUUUUCAUGACCCUCCACCAGUCCAGCUUAUUAACAGAUCAACAUUUGUCUUGCAUGCGGAGUAGUGCCUUGCUUAAUUUUUUGUAACGCAGUAUUUACCUUUUCCUGUGCCAUUGUCACAAGUAUAACAAUGAAGCUACAUAAAUCCAGCCAGCUCUUUCAUCAUAUUUAUUACUAGUAUAAACACGAUGUUUUCUCAGCUGAUAUUAUCGAUGGAUCAAAGUCCAUUUACAAAAACAAGCGUCUCAGACCUGUUUUUUUUAUCUGCCAACAAAUUCUUCCUCCAAAUCUUCGACUGGGACUGAUAAGCUCUGAAAUGCGUCUGCCGUUUUCAUACACGCCCUCUUUAUCAUGUGUGAGUCAGUAACCUGGUUUCAGGGACUGAGGAGUGACUUCACGGUCUGAAUCUGCCUCACAGACAGACGUGUGUUGGCAGUCACACCCACAUUCGCUCAUUCUUUCGCUUCCUUAUUGACACUCAGUCAUCAGUGUGCGGGAAUAAACCAACACAUGCGCGCACACUCUUACCACCACACUUUUAUGUCCCUCAGGCAACCUUUGAAACGCACACUCAUAAACCAGCAAGCUCCCCCUGCUUGCGUACUUUCCCUCUCUUUUUUUGCCGCUCCAGCUCGUAGGCAGCACUUACCAGGACAUGUCCGCGCCCUAGGAAAUACUAGUGUUCAUUUAGGUGUAGAGAUGUAGUUGGAGUGUGUGUUACAGUAAGAGCAGGGCAGAAAUGUAGCCCGUACUGGCUCUUAUCUGUUCAGUGUGUUUACAUAGCCCAAAGGCUCCAGCAUGCCUUUGCCACUCUCCCAGCAGCGACCUCAGUUCGUGCUGACAGGUUCCCACACGCUCGCAUCUCCCAGGCAUUUUCUACUUUUCCCUCAAGCUGCGUCCUUAUCUGAACUAGAGUACAAUCCUCUACUAAGUCUACACUCUGUGGAGUUUAUUCCCUCUUGGCCGAGUGGCACUGUACAAGCUUGUCACUGUAUUAUUUGGAGCGUUCAGUGGGAUAUCUCUACCGUCACUGAUUCAAUGUUGAGAAUCCCCCUCCUGGCUGUGCUUCUCUACCUCCAGAGAGCUGAAGAUAAAAAAUUCAGAGAUUGCAGUAGAGAUACUUUAAGCUCCCCCUGUGGCUGGAAUGGAAACUGCGCCACACCCAUCACCUCUCUUGGGCUGGCUAUGCUGGUUUUGUCAAGUCUUUGUUCGUCUCACUCAUUUGGCACCUAUCUUUUUCAUUACUGACUGAUGACUUAAUCCAUUUAUUCCGUUAUCAAAGUCAUUCAUACAUUAUCUGGAUGAAUGUGCUCAAGAAUGAAGACUGCAUGAAAGCUUCUUGUGUGUCUGUGCUGAUAUUCAUGAUAUUCACAUGCAUGCAUAUGAGUUUCAUUUUGUGUCAUUCUCAUAGUGAGUGAGUUUUUGAAAUACUCACACAUCCUCACUUGAUUUUGAAACAUUGGUAUAUUUUGUCUCUGUUGUGGUUGUGAUAACUGUAAAAGUAAUAUAACGUUUGAAGAAGGGAAGUCCCUUUUCCACAGCUGAAGUGCAGUAUGAAUUGUCCGAGUUUCACAGUUGUAUCUUUUUUAAAAAUUUGAUUUACAAUGCUAAUAAUUUUUUAUUUGACGCCUGGAAAGGUGCCCCCUGGAGCCAUUAUUGAAUGUGUCCUAAAGCGCAUAUUCAUAGUUUUAUCCCAAGCAGUUAGUGCGCAAGAGUGCAUGUUUAACUCCCUUGUGUGUUUCCUCCUCACCACAGAACGGCCGUCUUCCUUGUGAUGCAGACAUAGAGAGGCUUACUCUGAACGAGGGUUACAUCAACGGGACACAUCACGUAAGCAUUUCUGAGAACCCUCUCUUUGUCCACCGUUUGAGUCAGGACGAAAUCAGGAAGUUUGGAGACCUUUAGUCAAGUAAUACACCAAAAUGUGCUCUUGUAGUUCAAGAUGGAGCCAGGUCCGCUGGUGCAGGAGACAUACACGGUUGAGGAGGACCCCCAAGAGCUACCUCCUGUUGUCUCCGUGGAGACCACCGAAGAUGGAGCCACAAAGCGUACAGAAACCACAGUAAGUGAAAUGAUAGUGGAAACUUCCUUAUCAAAGUAUGCGUUUAAAAACCCUCCUGUGAUCAUGAAAGACAACAGAUUUAUCAGAAGCUUGUGGUCGCUCAGCUGAGCGUUUUUCACUGAUACUUCUUUCACUAUGAAAUAGAUUGACAACAACCAUGGCAAGGAUCACGUGGAGCAAUAGCCCACCAGCUUGACUAAUCUAGAUUUUCUGUGCUGUCUCAAUUUAAAUAUAGUUCUUUCUUGUCUUUCCAGCCUAUAGAGACAUUUCCUAUACAUUAGAUAUGCCUGUGAGGUUCAUACUGCAGUUCACAAGCAGAGCAAUGAGUCAUAAAGACGACUAGAUCACUCAGAUCUCCCUGUAGCGCUUUACUUCUGACUCCUGAAGAGAGACAACCCUGCCAUGCAUUUCUGCAAACAGCCCACUUAAAUUCAUAAUUCCAAUGAAUCCCAAGUGAAAUAAAAUGAAUAGUGUAAACAAGAGAAGAAGCCAUGACUCCCUCCCCUUGACUGAUUAACUCGUGACUGAUUCAAGGGCUCUAGGAAAAAGUUGGAAAUGUCAGUGAUAGAUUUGGACAGCAGGUAGUUUGUUGUCGUGUUUUCAGUGAAUGGAAAGAGAUGAGCAGAUAUUAUUCUGUUGUUCGUGGUCUGUCUUUGACUGCAGAAAACAGCGUGAUCUGUUCUGUAAUUCAAUGCACACCCUGACAGGAUACAUGAUCAAUGCCUCCACAUGCUGUGAAUGACAUGCAGACAUUUGAACAAGCAGACAGAUCAAUAUUAAUGAAUGCAGCAAAGGUAGGAAGCAUACAUUGACCUGUUUAUAAAUGAUGCCAGUCUUUUUGUGUAUGCUGAGGUGGAUAUCACUUAGUGGUAGAGCCGGUCAUCUCUCAAUCUGAGGGUCUUGGUUAGAUCCGAAGUCCUGCUGUCCACAUGUGCUUUGAGUGGUCAUUAGAUGAUAGAAAGCGCUGUGUUAACACAGUCCUUCAACUAUUUAAAAUAGGGCUGUCCUGAUAUGAUAUUGAUAUUGGAUAUCGGUCUGAUAUCAGCCAAAAAGCAAAUAUCGGAUUCUAUUGGCCUGCAUCUAAAAUCUCCGAUAUCUGCACUCUGAUACAAGUGGUCCAUUCCAGACUCCACUGCGGCACCUCUAGCGAGCAGCGCCCAGAUCCAGCAUGCAGAGCCCACAUGAUCACACAACAGUGUGUACUAAGGUACAAACAAAGUAGCAAGGAGUAGGAGUGAUGUCGGCCGUGUGGCAGUAAUUUUCGUCUAAGUCUGAAAAAGACAUUGCAGCGGAGUGCAAAACUUGUCAUGCACAAGUUUGUGCCAAUAUCAGAUCUGUAUCGGUAUCAGCUGAUACUGAAGGCUACAAUAUCACUAUCAGAAGUAAUAAAGUUGUAUCGGGACACCCCUAAUUUUAAAUAUCGACCUGUGAGAAAGUCAUUCUCCCAGACAGUCCGUAUCCUAGUACCUGAUCCUACCUGACCUUGAUAACAUCUCCCUUUGGUCUUAUCUCAACUUGCCACUGCUGUCCACAGCUGACAGGACUUCAUAACAUAACAAUGGCAUUAAUAGCACAUAAAAACAUGAGUCGAGGUCUUAGAGCUACGCCUGAAGAACCACUCAUUCAUAUGAGUGUAACUAGUUGUUACACUCUAGUGGAGAUUAGAUUAGUCACAUGAUUAUGAUGGCGUGAGAGGGUUGGGCGCUUUCAGAUGGAGGGCAGGAAGUAAACAUGGAGAAUAUGUCUAUGGAGAAAACCAUUGCAGAGAGUCUGUAUUGUACGAAUUUAGAUUCAGUUUCAAAGAUAUGAGCUGUUGAUUUGCAAAUAUGUUGGACGUGACCCGUAUCUCAUUGAGAUUAGUGAGUUUUCGACAAGAUUUGCCGACAACCAAGGCUGUUGAUCACUAACUAUCUGGUCCUUCAGAUAUCUACACCAAACAGCAGAUGAAAGCCUUUAAAAGUCUGGAGGCAUAUAACUUUUUUUGUCGUAUAACUUUCAUAUAACUUUUUUUUUCUCGUUGGAGAGAUGCCUCUGGUUUGGACCGAGGUUGACUGUCGGAGCCCAGUCUACCAACUCAAUGGCACCCAAGGCGCUAGGGCAGCCUAAAAAGUCCAGAUGAAGUCCAUAUUAGACUACCAGUAACUUCAUCAUAUUGGUUACUAAGUAAAUAAGCAUUUAACAACAAUCUAAUGCUACAUAAACACAGCUAUAAAAACCAAGUUAGCGAGCUAACAUACCUCUGAUGAAGUGGUCGCUGCAGACACGGGCAUUAGCAGACUCUGCCCCUCCCGGCUGCAGGUUUAAAAUCCAUUUUUUACGGUGUUGUUCUGUGACUUUUUUCCAUCGUUCACUUUUGUCAGUGAAGAUCUUAGGCACUCGAUAAAACCUCUUUUCCUUUUCACAGUUCAAAUGAUUCGAGCAGCCGAAAACCACACAAAACAUUGGAAUUUGCACUCUUACAAUGCAACACUGUGACGUCAUGUGAAACCCGGCUAUUGUUAUCUCACGAGCAAAAUUUUGAGCUGUAAACAGUGACUGUUGAAUUAUUAUUCCUGUUUUUUUGCUCUUUCAAGGUUAAGAAGACUACAAAGACUAUAACCACUCGCACAGUCAUCCCCUCUGUGUCAGACACACUUUCUAUGGAUGGCGGGGGUUCGGUCACAGGGGUGGGGGGCUACACAACACCCAUAGACCUGGUCUAUAGGCAGACACCUGGAGGUGGUGUGCCCAUGGACUUUCCCACUUACACAGUGCCACGCAACUACCACUACGGACCUCCCGCAGGCUUUGAGGACUACCGCGGCGGACCUCCAUCUGAGGCCUACACUAGCCUUAACAGGGGAGCUCGCAUGGAUGAUCGCUACAGGUAUCAGUUUGUUGAAAUCCCUCUCUGGAGAUCUUAGAUAAAGAAAAUGAGCGGAUAAUCUUACACUCAGACCACUUGUCUCCUCCCCAGACCGGUCCAUCCAGAUGGUUACAGAACUCUGGAUCCAAACUACAGAGCCCACAGCAGGAACCAGAUAGACCCCUAUGCUGCUCAGCCACAGGUAUGUUAAACAACGGGUGUGUCACUUGUGUUGAUUUGACCUCAUUUCCAGGAGUGUGAAAGGAUAGGCUGACCCUGACAGAUAUAGUUGUUGAUUUAAUUUUAGUUUGUUGCUGCAGUGAUUGAGUCAUGUUUCAGUUUUUUUGUCCGAAUUCUCUGUGCAGGUUGGGCGUAUGGGAAGUGCCAUGGAGCUGUCCUCUAUCCCGAGGUUUGUUCCAGAGCCGUACGGGCUGGAGGAUGAUCAGCGCAGCAUGGGUUAUGAUGAGCCCGACUAUGGCAUGGGACCACCAAUGCACUACAGCACUGUGCCACGCAACCACCAGAUGUACGCCCAUGCCCCCCCACGCAGGACCGGGUAGGUUGCUAAAGGGAAAGUUCAUAAUUCUUCCCUUUUGUGAUCAAAUCUCCACUUAGAAAAUUGCCUCUCAUCCACCAUGUAUGUAGUCAGGUAUAAUGUUCCUCACCUUCUCACGCAGGAGUUAUGAGGGCACUUUAGAUGGUGAUAUGAGUGGUCCAGAGAUGUACUACUGGGGAGGAGGAGCACCCCUGGCUCAGGGUGAAAGAGGUAGCAUGGCUUCAUUGGACAGCACCCUAAGGAAAGGUCCAGGCCCCGCAGGCUGGCGUCAACCAGAGCUGCCAGAAGUCAUCGCCAUGCUAAACUACAGACUGGACCCUGUCAAGAGCAACGCAGCUGCGUACCUGCAGCAUCUUACUUAUAAGAAUGACAAAGUAAGGGCUGCACAUGUACACCGAUUUAAUUUCAUGUCAGUAACUUCAAACUUACUGACUGCAUUUUCAUAAGAUCUGCAAUAUUCAAAGCUUUAUUAAAGGUAUCAAUCAUACAUGAUUUUAUUAGUUAUACUCAGACAUAAGAGGAUGUUAUGUUGCCCACAGCUGGGGGAGUGAGUCAGGAGGAGUCAGACUUGUAAAAAAAUGAAGCGUGCUUGUUGUUCAACCAUGUGACAGAGUUAGUGUUGUGUAAGUUUAUUUGAGCAAGAAAAAGCACUCAAAAUUUCAGUUAAAAUACGAAGUCAGACGAAAGCUCCAGAAACAGUUUUAUGCAGGACUUUAUAGUUCUAUGCUCUGGGCAUGCUUUCAUUUUGCCUGCCUACACAGUCGGGUAUAAGCAGUUGAGAUGAUCUCACUGUAUUUAAGUGAAUUAAUCAACCAGAAUGUGGUGGCCUGAAAAGGACAAAACCAACUGCAGGUUCCUGUUACGUGUGCAUUGAAAAUUAAAACUCAAGGUAAUUCGUACAGGGCGAUGACGGAGCAGUCAUUCAGUCUCUUUCCUUCAACCAGCUGUGAAGCUCCUCACACUCCAAGUUAAAGAAAAGUUGAUAUAAAAUCAGCUUGCGAUUGUGAGCUUAUAUGAAGCACAGUUUUUAACACGCUGAGUUGUUAACAUCACAUGACUUCAUAAGAAAAAAAACACUAACUGUUGUGUGAAAAGCAGAUCAUUGCUGUUUUCAACAGUACCUAACGCACAUUCAGUCCAUGUGGUGGGAUUUAUGUUACAAGCUUGCACAGUACCUUUUUUUUUUAAUCAAAUAAGUUCUUUAGCUGCCAAGCAAAUCUUUACCUUUUAGAAACAAAAGUAAACUCCACUAGACCACUGAUGUGAUGUGCUUUUUUGCUCUCCAGGUGAAGUCUGAAGUGCGUCGUCUGAAAGGCAUCCCAGCGCUGGUCUCUAUGCUCGAUAACCCAAACAGAGAGGUGUGUUGAUUGUGAUCUCCUCAGUUUUCUGUUCCUUUUUUCACUUUAGAAGUGUGUUGUGAUUGACCCAGGGGGGGUGAAAAUGAGGCUUAAAGGAUGAAGUGUAUUUCUUAUAUAACACUUCCACACUUCAUUUGCCUGAGAAAACUUGAACUUGAGAUGCUCCACUAAUACCAACCGAAAGGCAAGUAGAAAUAAGCAUUACAUACUUGCCUUCUUGUCAAAUCCUGUAGGUCAACAUUUGUGCUAAAUACGGUCAAAGCCAAAACAGUCCGUGGUUUUCUCUGAUUCCCUUUCAUUUGGCACGAGCAGAAGCAAAGCCUUGCUGAAGUUUGUACGGGCUUUACCAGAUGAACCACAUCGUGCAUGCCUCUCUGAAGGCCGAAGCAUCUUAAUUUCACAUUUCACAUUUUAUGCUCUAUGGCAAAUGACAGGUUUAAAGUCUUGCUGGCAGGAGAACUGGGUCAGUGUCUGUGUCCUCUAAGUAUUUAUAAGUGGAUACAGGAACUCCACACCUUUUUUUUUUUUUUUGUGUGUGAAGUGUGUUUUGCCAAAAGCUGACAUGCGAAAAAAUUACCUCUCAUGAAACCUUGCCAAAUUUAAAAUAAAAAUACACUGAAGUCAUUGAUAGAUUAAAUGUAGGAGAGUGAUAAUCAAGUCUAUGCUCCGUUAAAGUGAUGCUCUAUCCAGACUUCUGAUGUAAUUUGCCGCCGUUGUGUGUUUGUAGGUUCAUUACGCAGCCUGUGGAGCACUAAAGAACAUCUCGUUUGGCAAAGAUCCAGACAACAAGAUCGCCAUAAAGAACUGUGAUGGAGUGCCAGCUUUGAUCAGGCUGCUGAGAAAGACCCACGAGCAGGACCUCACUGACACCAUCACAGGUUAGAAAGUGCUGAGGACACCACAGCUACAAAGAUAUUGUGCAUCUGUACUGUUGACUGUUGUCUAAUUGAUUCAUUCAACUUUUGGUCAAAUAUUUUAUGUAAGUUGGUCAAAUUGGAAAAAGGCUUUGAGAAAAGAGUUGGGAAUGUCAGUGAUAGAUUUGGACAGAGAUUAGUUUGUUAGAAAAGAGAUGAGCAGAUAUUACUCUGUUGUUCGUGGUCUGUCUUUUACAGCAGAAAACAGCGUGAUCUGUUCUGUAAUUCAAUGCACACCCUGACAGGAUACAUGAUCAAUGCCUCCACAUGCUGUGAAUGACAUGCAGACAAUUGACCAAGCAGACAGAUCAAUAUUAAUGAUAUUGAAAAAUAUUAAUGAUAAAAAAGAGUUUGGUUUUUUUUGCAUAUUUUCAUUUGUACUUUUCUCUCAGGAACGCUGUGGAACCUGUCAUCCCAUGACUCUGUGAAAAUGGAGAUCGUGGAUCACGCUCUGCACGCCCUCUCAGAUGAAGUGAUGGUGCCUCAUUCAGGCUGGGAGCGAGGGAGCAACGGAGCAGGAGGAGGGGAAGAGAACUGCAAGCCUAGACAUCUUGAAUGGGAAAUUGCCCUAACCAACACAGCAGGCUGCUUGAGGUAUGGAGGGAAGGAGCUGUUGAACUGUUGCUAAUGAUAUGAAGGAGAUGGACAGAUUGAAGGAGGGUUGGUGAAAUUCUGCAAGGGAUGAAAAUGGAAACAUGCCAGUUUAACAGACUGGCAGAGCAGUAGGAUGUAAGCUAAUGUUAACAGAGAGGAAGGAAAAAAAAUCACCAUGGGGAGGAGAGACAGGCUGUUUUUACAUUGAACUUUUCAAUGUCAUAAUUACCAGAAUCUGAACAAAAAUAUUCUGUUGCAAUCGAAAGACUUCAACUGGUAGCAGGCCUUUGGGUAGACCCAGAGCUGGCUGGAGGGAUUGUACAAUCCAUCUGGCUAGGGAGCACCCAGGGAUCCCACAGAAGGAGUGGCAAGAGAGAUGGACUUGCUUUGACUGCAGGCAUCUGAGUUUAUGUAAAGAUAUUUGCAGACACGUUACGCAGAAGGAGACAGUGGAAUUUUUGUCUAAUUGGAAAUUUCACAACGCUCUUAACAUGAAUAAUAGAAAUGAAAAGAAAAAAAACACGCACAUCCUUACAGCCCAGAGUUGGGUGGGUGGGAACAAAAAACAUGAAAUGUAGGUGGGAAAAAAGUCUGCAACACCAGAACAAGCUUGAAUGCAAAAAGUUUUUAUUAAAGUUUACAUAUAUGUAUGUAAACUUUAUAGAACAUAUAAAGGAGUCAAGACUGCACCAACCGAGACCAAGACAUUACCGAGACCAGAGAGGUCCAAGACCGAGACAAGACCGAGUGAAAAUGCCUUCGAUUCCAAGACCCUCAAAAAAUGGUCUUGAGACCGGUCUCGAGACCAAGACCGAUCUCGAGUACUACAACAUUACUGUAUGGUAACCGUUAGCUUACCUGUCUUUAUGCUUCCCCUCGAGGUGACGGUAAAAGUUUGAAGUCGUACCAGCUGUUUCUGUGAGUUGUGCACUGCAGAAUUCGCACACUGCUGAGUGUUUUCGCUUGCAUGUCGUUUCACAAGUAAACUCCUUGAGGUUUAGGAAACCAAACUUAAUUAUUGCUGAGUUGGCAGACAUCUUUCUCUACUUAUUUCACUAGUUAUUAGCUUGACUGGUUACAUUUAAAAACCUGUCCGCUCACUCCGAGACAAGACCGAGUGAAAAUGCCUUCGAUUCCGAGACGACACCGAGACCCUCAAAAAAGAACGAUGUCGAGUACUACAACACUACUGCUUGCUCAGAACGUCAUGUAAACAUUAACAAAUCUUUUUGCAUUGGAGCUGGUUCUGGUGUUGCAGACUUUUUUCCUAUCUUCGUUCUUCUAUCUUCGUGGAUAAAACAGAAGUGUUUACAUCAUCAUAAACGAACGAAAUGAAGUGUAAUUUAGUGGCAUGUGAAAAACAAUCUUGUUUUAGUUUGAGCAUCAGAGGCUUUUAUUCCGAUACUAGCUCAUAUUGAGAGAGUGUCAUGUUUAAUCAUGUUCGAGUGUGUAAAUAAAUAAGUGUAAACUGUGGAUAUGAAUUGAAAGAAAAAAUCCACAGAGAUCUGCAGCUUCUCAGUCAACCCUUUUAGAUCAGGUGAGGAUGAGAAGGGAAUUUCAGAGUGCAUGGGAGGAGGGCAAACAGAGGACAUGGGGACAUUGACCCUCACAGAGUAAACAGCGUGUUGAAGCCUGCUGUAUGCUUUCUUUGCAUUCCCUUUGACCACAUGGUUAAUUACAAUGUUCCUCUGCGGGUCAACAGAAGCAUGUGUGAGUAACUUCGUGCUGCAGAGAAAACUAGAGGAAUGGUUUGUUUCGUACCAUUAAUAUCAUAUGAUCAAACGUGCAGAUGUUUCCUCUGAGGGAAGUGAUCACUAGGAGCAUAUUUCAAAUGAUCAUGUGACAGUAAUGAAUUGCUUUUCACAAAACAGGCUGUAGGAAGAAGUAUAACGGCUGCUACACCAAUGUAAUUUUUUUUCCCAAACUAAUUAAAUGCAAAAUGUUAAAAUGAUUUCAGAGCUGAUGUGGUCUAAGCCUCAGUGCGUCAAAGAUAUUUUCUUGGUCCUUCCCUUGUCCUUGUGAUCAGAUUACCCAGAAUGGGUGUUAAUACCAUAUUUUAACAAGGCUUAAGAGUUUUACUCUUCCUGCCCUGUUGACUUUAAUUCUCUGAGUUUCAGCAUGUCUGAAUGCAAGUAUCCUAACCAGCUUUAUAUGCUACUGAACAGGCUUUUUGACACAUCAGAUCUUGCAGUUUGACACACCCUGGCUGAUUAUUAUAGGACCAAAGCCGAUUAAUCCAUCUUUCUCUGAUUGUAGUGCUAAUACUCUGCUCACAAGUUCAGCUUUUUUUUCACUGUCUUCCUUUGAGGAUUGGCCACACCUGCACGAAGCUUAACUUAACUUAAAGCUAAGCUUAUCUUUUGUGAGAGUCUUGUCCUAUUCUGCAGUCAACAUUUGAUUUAGUCAGCACUUUAUAUUCAUUAUUCAGCUGCUGCGGCAUAUAAAAGUCCCUGAACUGUGCAGUGAGGUGAAAUCAGUGCCCCCUGCUGAGGAAGGGAAUGUGCCCUGGUAUUGUAUUAGAGGGCGUGUCUGUCACUGGGAAAAACAAGCCGACACAAAGGACCAAGGCUGAAUAUCAUUCCACAGUUUUCACCCUCUUUUUUUUUUUUUUUCCUUUAAAAGCUUUCUACAUCAAUGCAUGAAGAGCUGAGUGGGUCUCAGUUUCCUCUUGUUUCCAUCCAUCAAGUCCUGAACCUCUUAGUAGGACUGAGUCAGUUGAAGAAAUUGGUCCAGAGCUGUAACUUGAUCUGACCAAACUGUACUCUCUUUGUAAACCAGAAGUCUUAACACAAGUUUCAUUUCAACAACUCAUGGGGGCGUUUGAGCAUUGUGUGCUGGAAUCCUGUUCUAAUCACUUCAAUUAACUUUGUCAUUGCCCCAACAUUCUGCAAAUGACCACCUUUAGUCUCCUGACUUCACAUUGCUCAUCUGUGCCUUUUGUUUAACAUUGUUUUCUCUCCUCAACUUUCUCGAAAGAAACGUGAGUUCAGAGCGGAGCGAGGCAAGAAGGAAGCUAAGGGAGUGCACAGGAUUGGUUGAUUCUCUCAUGUACAUUGUCCAGUCCCAGAUUGACUGUAAAGAUGUGGACAAUAAGGUAUGUGAACCUUUGGAUUAUUGACAAAUUUGACAAAUUAAUAGAUUUUUUUACUAACUAUUUUAAAGUGUUUUAGGGAAUUCUGUGUGUGAAAGUGAAUACAAACUCACAUUUGAGCUUUGCGAUCGUUUAUGAAUGUCAGUAUGCUUUGCCACAGUUUAAAAAAAUCAAAAAUGAAAAGACUGAAAUAUCGUGCUAUUCUUAAUUUAUGCAAGAUUUCAUGUGCUCAACAGUUCUGGGUCUCUUCUGUUGUAUUUUCUGUUCCAUUAUGCACUGAAUGUUUUCAUUGGGUGAUAAAUCAGGAACCAGAGCCAUACUGUGAUUGGUAUUGUCCCGCUGAAACAUGAAACGUUUGCCCCAAAAACAGGAAUUGUCUGAAUGACAGCAGGGUUUCCUCCAGGAUUCUUUCAAACUGCCCCCACCCCACCUCAACCCAGAAAUUAAAAAUAAAAAAAUAUUAUCACAACUUUAAACUUGAAUAAACAAAUAAUUGAUUUAGCACAAACAUAAUUGAGCCUUAUCGAAUGGCCUAGUUUGCAGCCAGGCUGAGAGCACUUCAUUUUUCUUGGUUUUUUAAAGAAGAGCUCUGCUGUAUGGAAAGUCAGUUACAGGUGGCCCACUGAUGACAAGUAGCAUGUAUGCUGCUAGCCUGUUCCUCAGGUCUGCCUUUACCUACACAUUAAAACGAUUCAAGAUGAGGGGAGUUUGAGAAAAAACGGCAAAGACAAAACUUUGUAUCAUUAAUGUUAAACUUUACUGUCGCUAACAUUUCAUUAUUAACAUUGACGAUGACAUAGGAUGACACAUUGACGAUGACACACAAACCAAAAAUCUACCGAUACCGAAAUUUAUGACAAUAACCAACAUCAUUUUUCCAUGUCGGUAUAUUCAUUGUCAACAAUAAAUAAAUAAAUAAAUAAAUAAAUAAGUAAAAGUUGGUUUUGGAUGUGUGAAGGUAAGCUAUGGUCUCAUGUCCCUCUUAAGACACUGUCCUAUGACGAAAUACUUUCAUCAACGUCAUCGUCAACGAAAACAACACUGAUAUAACGUGAUAUUGAUCUGAAGCCAUAUCGCCCAGCCCUAUGAUAACAGUAAAGUCAUUUUCACAGGCUUGAGUUAAAUGUUUGUUAAACUUAUCCUUGCUUGGGUACCUUUCUGUCACUCUUAUCUCUCUCCCUUUACUCCACUGUGACGUCUCUUAGCCGCCACUCUCGAGUGAGCUGUAGUAGAGCCUGGCAGGAAGUUGAGACUCCAGGCUUUGUUUUUUCAUAAUAAAGUUAUUUGUGUUGUCACAUUACAAAAGUACAAUUCCACACUCUUAAAUAUGCAUAAAUACAGACUUGAUGUUAAUAACUCUUUUUUUUUCCUCCCCUCUUUCACUCCUUCACUCUGUCACUCUGCUGUUCCUCUCAUCUUUGCUCCAGUUGAUAGAAAACAGCGUGUGUCUCCUGAGGAACUUGUCCUAUCAGGUGCACAGGGAAAUCCCAGGCUGUGAACGCUACCAGGAGGCCGCACCCCUCAACCAGGGCCCCGCCCCCUCCAGCCAGAAGGGGGGCUGCUUCAGCUCCCGAAAGGGCAAAGGUCCGUGUUGUAGAAAUAGAGACACACACUGUAUUUGUUCAGCAAGCAAGAGGAACAUUGGUGAUGAUGUCACAGUCUCACCAGACUGAUCCAAACACACUCACACAAGCCUGCAGACACACACACACUCGAACAAAUCACUCGCUUGCACAGGAAUGUGAACGAUUUCAGCGAUGAUAGAGAGCUCACCCUCUCUUCUGUGGCUCUCUGUUCCUUUCACUGGGAGUAUUGAUUUGUUUCUGGCUCAUGUCCAUAGCUUUUCUCCUGUUCAGGAGUUUUGUUUGUGCUUUCAAAUCAUUUAUCAGCAUAGACCAGACUUUGUUUUUGACUCUUUCUAGUACAAUCUAGUUCUUACAAUCUAGAUUUUUAAUGCACUUUUGUGCUUAAACCAAAGCUGGAAUAUCAAUGUCUGAUGAUCAUUGAAAAGAUGAGCUCUGAAACAAUAUAAAAACUAGGGCCCGACCGAUUUAUCGGCCAUUUGAAAAGUUCCCCGACUUAUCCUGUAGACGCACGGAGUAGAGUGGUCCGCCUCAACGGUAAAUAAACCAGUUUUUGAAGUACACAAUAAGUCAACACGUUUCAGUUCAACCCACUUCACGGUGUUCCCCACCGUGCUGGUCUCGAUCACGCCGAGUUAACGAUAAAGCACCCUGUAAUAUGCAUACUAAAGUUAGAGUUCGCCACCUGCUAUUAGCCCUGCUACACUGUUAGCCGUGUAGAGCAGUAACGGUAGAAUAAACAACAGUACACAUUACUUGAUCGAGCUACUUCUCUUACUGAGGCAGCUGCAUGUCUCCAGAUGAGACUGGAAAACUCUGCUGGUUUGAAAUCAUACAGAUCAGAUAGAUGAAGUUUGGUGAAGUUUCAACUGACUGAACUCUGAAAGAGGAUUUUAAGACCAGGAGGACCAGUGAAGUUUUGAUCAUACACUUCUCAGUGGAUUGUUGGUCCCUAUGAUGUUGUGUGCUGUUCCGAGAUGAACAUAGCAGUGACCAAAUUUCGCACAUUUAAACUACAUUUUGUAUGUUUGUGUAUGUGUGUGUUCAAGGGUUAUAUGAGCUGUUGUGUGCUUUCAUGAUCUUUUUUAAAGCCUGGUACUCGGCAUGUCACAUUGCUGACCUCUGUGUGGCGGCAGCAGCGCUGUUGGGGUGGUUGCAGGUGUUAACUGGGUGGCUCAGUCAUGGCUGCUUCCUCCUUACUUACUGUAAAUGCUCUCUCUUCCCCCCUUGCUCUUGUUCCCCCCAUUUUUGCCCCUUCCUUCUCUCCUCUCCUUUUCUCUCCUCCCAUUUCGGCCUGGGCUACAGAUGAGUGGUUUUCCAAAGGUAAGUUCUUAACCUCUUUAUGACUACGCUUCUGCUGCCUGUCAUCGUGGUGCUAGUCAUAGAGUAGCUGAACUAACGCGUCAACGUGACUCUCUGUGUACUAACACGCACGUCCUUUUGUUAACUCUAAACCACUGGAGUGAAAUACCCAAAAUGCAUCUAAGUUUCUGGUCCUAGUGUAUGUCUGUUGUCUAACCAAAGUAGAACAAAAGCACUAAUGUUAGAACCUGUUCUCUGAAACUGCAUUUUUAUAUUUAGGAUCUGCCACUAAAGCUUUUCUUUGUAUUCGAUUCCAGGGAAGAAAGAUGAGGACGCAGCUGCAGACGUAAUAGACAUUCCAAAGAGGACUACACCUGCUAAAGGUAACUACGGGCUCUAGUGAAUCUUUUCAGACUAAACACGGGAGGAUGCUGUUAAAGGGAGAACAUGCAUUUAUUGACGAUAGCGCUGGCAGAUACCGCCUCAAAAACUACAUCAUGAUUUCACAUCCUUUGUGAUUGGGGAAAAGCUUUAAUUGUAGGAAUUGUGAAUUUAUAAUAAAAAGUGCAGAGCUUACCUUUCUGAUUUUAAAGUAUCUGUAGGUUGUUUGGAAUAACUGGAAUUAUUUUUAGAUUUCACUGCACAUAUUUGUACGUAUUACAAUAUUUUUUUUAAAUCGCAUGUCGUGUUUUCAGUCAAAGUGUUUAACCGUCUGUGCCUUGCUGUAGUUAUUAGAGCCUUCAAUAUUUUGUAGGAAUUUCCUUUUGAGUCCUUUCCAUAUUGUGCCGCAUUUGUAAAUGCGCUAGCAAGGAAAAUCUUUAGGGUUACCAGACAUCCCUGAUUUCGAACAAGAGUUGGGAGGGGGGGUAUUUUAAUGAGGAAAAACAUGUUUUUUUGCAUAUUUUCUGCCAUUCACAUAUAAAAAAAAGGUGAAAUCGAUGAUUGAUCGUUCAUUUUUACGAUUAAUCGAUCAAGGGACUUUCCCUGCCCUACUUGAUUUAAUUCCAAAUCUCCUUUUUGUUUUCUGCCCGUGUCUUCUCCAUAUUUGCCGUUUAUCAUGUCUUCUAUCCAUAACUCUCCCUCUCUCCUGCAGGCUUUGAGCUUUUGUACCAGCCAGAGGUUGUCCGCAUCUACACCUCUCUGCUAAAGGAGUCCAAGAACCCCACUGUGCUGGAGGCCUCAGCGGGAGCUGUCCAGAACCUGUGUGCUGGGCGCUGGACUGUAAGACCUGCUGCUCAUGAAUAAAGUCUUACAGCAUAGGUUGUCUGUUAUAUCAUGCAUACUUUUCUGAAAACCGGGGUCAAAUGAUGAGCUAUUCAUUUUUGUAUCUGAUCGACUAAAUGGCACUCAAUCUAUUAGGGACAAAAAAAGAUCAUCAGACUCUCAAGCUAACAGCUGAUUCACACUCCUAGCAGAUUUUCAUGAUUUGCAUUUCACAGUGCAUGUUUUCAGGUUCAGCAUUUACACUCCCUGCGUAAGCAGAGCAAAACUUAGACUCAAGAGGCUCCUUAUGGUUCUUGGCAGAAGCAGACUGUAAAAAUGAUUCAUGAAUAGUCAUUUUGACAGGAUGUAACAUGUUCCCCUGUUAUCAUGUUCUGUCGAAUGUAACGUGGCUAGACUCAUGAUUAAUGGGUUAAAAUUUUGUGAUCGUAGUAUGGGCGAUACAUCCGUGCCUUGCUGCGCCAGGAGAAAGGUUUACCCAUGAUGACUGAGCUGCUGGCCCAUGGUAAUGACCGUGUAGUUCGCGCUAUGUCUGGAGCCCUCCGUAACCUGGCCAUCGAUGCACGCAACCGAGAUCUACUAGGUGAGACUCAGAGCUGUGUGACAGAAACUGUGCAUCAGCAUUGCUGUGCUUUUUCAUGUUUAAUAUUCCUCUUAUUGUUUGUGUGCUGUCAGGUAAACAUGCGGUGCCUCACUUGGUGGCCAACCUGCCAGGUGGAGGCCAGAGUCAGCCUGUGCGAGCGUUGUCAGAGGAGACAGUGGUGUCAGUACUGAGCACGCUCCAUGAGGUGCUGGGCUCUAGCCUGGAAGCAGCCAAGACCCUCAGGGCCUCACAGGGCAUUGAAAGACUGGUGCUCAUUAACAAGGACGGGUGAGGGUCUAGUUUUCUUAUUUCUUAAUUUUGUAGACUGCAGGAACUUAGCACAUGACUUAGUCCUUCAUUAUGAUUUCUUUUAGCCUCUCUAAUUCUCUCUUCUCCUCACCUGUGCUCUGGUGUCAUCAGAAACCGUUCAGAGCGGGAGGUGCGUGGGGCCGGCAUGGUGCUGCAGACAGUGUGGGGCUACAAGGAGCUGCGGCGUACUUUGGAAAAAGACGGCUGGAAGAAGACAGACUUCAUGGUCAACCUGAACCCUCCAAGCAACAACACGAGAGCCAACGGAGGAUAUGAGGACAGCACUCUGCCGCUCAUAGACAAAGGUCAUGACAUUUAACCAGCGGUUAUGCAGCAUACUAACUUCCACUGCAGCUGAACUGUCGGCUCAAAUGUGCUCUGAAAUUUGUACUCAUUAACGGAUGACUUUUGUCCCUGUCUGCAUUUCGCAUUUUAACUUAGUUUGGCUUUCUGGCUUUUUAUUUUAAUUUGCAUACACUUUUGGCUCUAACAGGAACUCGAGUCUGAUCCAUGCUGAAUAUAAAGAGAGCACUUCAACAGCUUUUCAUCUAGAGCUUAAUGAGGAGCAACACAUGUAGUUUGUUUGACUCAAGCUCUAGAAUUCCCAUAGAUUCCUUUUGUGCUUUAAGUUUUUGGUUGUUUGCAGACGUAAUAAUACUUAACAGAAACUGCAGCUGGUACCUUAGUGUGUCUCAACCUGUUUGGAGGGCAGACAGUAGCCACGUUUACAUGGGCAAAAAACUCUUGGUCCAAUAAAAAUUUUUAGGGAUCAAAUAAUCCGAUCAUGACGUGCACAUGCACCAAGCCAGUGUUGUUUUCGUUGAUGAUGACGUUGACGAAAAUUUCGUCAACGUCAUCGUCAACACGGCAGAAUAUAUGUUUAGUGUUUGACUGACGAAAUGCUCAUGAAUUUUGCAACUCCGUUCGUCGUCCACCACUAACGUUUUUGUCUAGUCUCGUCUCGUCAACGUAAACGCACAUUCGUCUCGUCACGUUUUAGUCAUCUAAGACUUAUGUUUAGCUUGUCAACGUCAUGUCUUCGUCGUGGAAAAAAAGGGGCGUUGACAAAAUAUUUUCGUCAACGAAAACAAUUUGGACAUGUGCAGAGUUGUCUAACUUCGCCAAAACAACCGCAGAAGAAGAGUUGUAUUUACGCAUGUGCUGUCAACAAACCAACAAACACGGUCGUGGCUCACUCCAUCCAGUUCAGGAGUUUUCCCCUGGUUAAAUGUUGUCACUAGAUGGCGCCCUUGCGUACUUAUUUUACUGCUCUGUCAAAGGUUGCUCUGUGCGUGCAGAUGUGACAUCAUCACCUGUGAUUGUGUUUUAUGCCAGAGUGUUCAUAAUGAAACUUCCUCUACUGGCCUUAAUAAAUAAACCAAAGGCUAAAGAGUGAAGACCGAGUCAGGUAAAAGAGUCACGAUCGGAAUUAGUGUUUACAUGGACGCGUUUUGGAAUAACGCUCGGUAUAAACCACCCCACUUGAUCGGAAUAUAAUUUCUUUCCGAUUGAGCCGACUUGGAUCAGAAUCUUCCGAUCGACAUGUUUACAUAAAGCAUUUUAUCCUGAUCGGGAAUUUAUUCUGAUAAUAUGUGCCCAUGUCAACGCAGCUACUGAAGUUGUCAGUCCCCUUCUUUAUGUUGUGCUCUCUUACAGAUCUUACACUGAAGUAAAAGUUACCCAAACUACACUGAAUGUACUGCAGAAUAACCUCAAAUGUGUGGUCACAAAAACCGACAGGCUCAUGUCUCACACUUGAAACACUUACGAAAUGCUCAACACCCACACAGGAUUCUAUCUUUGGCAGGAGACUGUGUGGACCAACACUGUCUCUGUGAGGGAACAGAAAGGUUUUAACAGUGCACAUUGAUGCUCAUUGUUUUUGUGCUCUUAAUACACAGGAGGAAAGGGGGACCGUGAAAUGAUUCCAAUGAAUGACAUGGGACCAGGUAAAUGAGAAAUAAAACAACAGCAUCGCCAUGAGUGUAUUUGUCAUGCUCUUGCUUAAAAUUCACCUCUGGUGCCUGAGAUUAAUGAUCCGUCCCCUUCCCAGAUGCCUACUCCACACUGGACCAGAAAGGGAGAAGAGGCACUCUGGAUAACACUCUCGAACCUACUGACAAAGAUGCAGUACAGGUAAAACUUAUGCAAAACACACCUUCCCAUUUUCCUGCAUGACUGAACUCAGUGAGUAAAACUUAAUGGCUUCACAUGUCAAAGUAACUCUAUUACAUACUCUCUACACCCUUAUACUGACCUUAGUGGAAGUCUGAGUGCUUCAGUAGACCUUUUCAAUAUUUUCAGGUCUGUUUUUAUAAACUCACUAUUUUGAUCUCUUGGUAAACAUGCUUAUGUCAGUUUGAGGUAGGCCUGGGCGAUUUGGCAAAAAAAAUUAUCACGAUAUACGUAUUUUGUCAUAUCAUCUGAUCUCGAUUAUUAUCACGAUUUUUUUUUAAACUUCCAGUUUUAAAGCAUCUGUACUGAAAACUAGAGAAGUUCAACAUUUUAUUAACAUACAUAGUAAAUAACAAAGAACAAGAUACACUUAAUAAAAAUACAAAAACCAUUUUUACUCAACAACACAACAAAAGUAGAUAAAUAUUAAAUAAUACAGUGAACUAGUUUACAGUCCUGAGUGUUUUUGCAGGUUUGCAAGACCCAAAAUAAACAAAUCGCCCCCUCAGAGAUAAUGAAGACGCCUUAAAAUGUAAACAUUAGAUGACGUAUACGUAGAUGAUACGAUUGAUUGCUGCAGUGGUCUGGUAGCUGCACCACUAGUUGUGGUUAAACUGCUAAUGCUUCUCGUGCUGUCAGCAGUGACAGGCUGUACAGACUCCGCUCACAUUUUCAUGCUUUCCGCAUAAUCACUCCGGAAGAACUUCAAAUUAUGAAACAGAUCUGUUGUUGCCGGUUUUUGAGGGCGCCGACCGCCGACGUACCUUGCACAUCGGCUUAAUUACUCAACGUCACUAUGGAGAUAACCAAACCAUCACCACACAACCGACGUUGAAUAACUUCUCAACAAUAACAUCUUUGGAGGAUGACUAAAAAUCAUGGCUGACAUCUAUUUUUCUGCCCUCAGCUCCGCAUUUAGCCCCAUGUUCGGUCAUUCUGUUUACUUCUUCGGCGACUUACAGAAGUGAGCAGGAAAAGCUCUACUCUGAUUGGCUGUUGUGACACACAUUUCCACAAUGUUUGAUCGAAUAAAUAUGCUCACAGCUGAUCACUGUGAUCAAACUAAAAUUUAUCACGAUCAUAUAAUCACCCAAUCCUAGUUUGAGGUGCAUCUUUAGCCAAGAUAGUAAAAUCUUAUGAAUACUGUGAAAUACAUGAUACAUAGUGGUUAAAAAAACAGCAUUGAGGGCCUACAGGUCAAGCUAAGUGCAGCUCAGCCUGCUUUCUCUGUUAUCUAUCAUCUCCCAAUUCUAAGACAUCUCGUGACUUAAACCGCUCAUUCAGCCGAAACAGCCAAGCGCAAAAAGUUGCAGGCAGUAAAGGUGCAGUGUUCAGUGUAAGUAUGUAUGUCUGUUUAAGUGAGAUUAUCGCCAACCUUAAUGUUACCAUCAUCUUCUUUUUUCAACUUGGAAUGACAUUUUUAUAUUUCCAUAGAAGGAAGAGGUUGUUAUCUGGCUCCUCAUGUUUAAACAGUGUCGCACAGAACAGAGAAAAGUGUUUGACUGGAAUUUAAAAAAUAUAUGUUUGGAGAACAACGGGAAGACUGCAGACUUAUUUGUUUAUGUAAUGUCUCAAUCUACUGUUUGGAAAGUCUAAAUCGAUAUCCGUGAAGUUGAAAAACUAUCACAUAAAAGUGAUCAUCUUAUUUAUUUAUUUAUAAGCAGUUUCUCCGCCCAGCUCGGCAAAACUUUUAAAUCUCGGUCAAAUCUGUGAGCCCGCGCUGAGUGUGGUUUCACACUCAGUCUGAAAGCUGGAAAACUCAGGACAGAGUUGAAGCUGGUUCAGUCUGAGCUUUUAAGGCUCCAGAUUCAAGGAUGAUACACAGACUGACAUCCUCAGCUCCCUCUAAAAACGUUACCGUGUGAAUGGACAUGCUUUCACACACACCCACAGACAGCAUGUCGGUGCAUGUCUCGUUCAAGCACUACAGUUGUGUCUUGCACAUGAUUUCACACAGGUGGUCUUUUUAUCCUCUGAAACAUGACCUAACAGUAAACUAACCUCUGUCAGACUUUUUUCUCCUCUUGUAUAUUUAUCUGAUUAACUAAACUCUGCUCUCUCGCUCCUCCUUUCUCUCUUUUUUUCCAAUGGUUCAUCUUCUCACCUUCCUCUUGGAUUUUCACACUUAACCUCCUGUUUCUUUUUAACCCUCUAACUGACCUCAAAUGUCUGCUGUGGUCUCUGUCUCUCUCGUGCUUUUCUCUACUGCUCUCUCUCUCUCUGUCUACACACUCUUUCUCUUUCUCUCUCUCUCUCUCUCUCUCUCUCUCUCUGUCUCUCUCUCUCUAUCUCAGGGAGGGAUGUAUGGGGAGAGGCAGGCCUCUUUGCCUCUAAUGGAUUCUUACGAUGGUUAGGCUACACCCACUGUCUCACUGCAUGUCAGUGCAUGGUAUGUGUGUCCACCGGCUGCUCUCCACUCACUGCAUGGCCUUAUAUCCGAGUUGUGUAAUAAUGAAUUGAUCACCGUGUGUUGUUCAGUAUCAGUGCUGACAGUGAGCAUCCACUGUUAAUGGAUAUGUAAUAGUUGUUUUUUGCCCACCCUGCUGGUGAAAAGUGAUGUUCAUUUUGUUCUCUGUAGAUGUGGUUGUGUUUCGUUUCUCCGCACAGUUUGUGAGCCUUGUGUCCAAUGUGUAGUGACUUUGUUGCCAGCAGCCACUAUUUUAAGUUGUAUUUUUGUAUUUGAUUUUUUUCUUCUGCAAAUCUGAAUUUUUUAAAUGUGCCAUUUCGUCCACACAGGCAUGAAACUUUGACAUGAGCCGGCCUGCGCGAUCAAUUCCCACACUUUCGCUUUUCUUCUCUUGCAGAAAAACUGAUUGUGUGCAUCACAAGACGACAGCCUCCUCCCACCUACUGCCCCUGCUGAACUGACAAUGAGGGACCACAACACUAAGAUGGGAUUAAACGCCGUCUUUGACACUCAACUCCUCUGUCCCUCUUUUCUCUCUCUCUCUCUCUCUCUCUCUCUGUCUCCCUUUGUGACAUUCCUUCAUUGCAGCUGACAAACUUAAUGAAACCAUGUGGAAAAACUGACGCGAAUCUUCUCCUCCUGUGGACGAACCAGACAAGACACUUUGACCACUUUAUGAUCAGCGAGUUCCUGAACUACGUAACACUAACCACUCAACCAGAUACCACAGCGACAACACUACAACUCCAUGAAGCAACAUCACGACUCGCCUGGAGAACACUAUUCCUUACUUUGUUAAAAAAAAAAACAAGUACUGUGGAUUCAUCUGAGAACUUUUCUAUUUCUUUGAGAUCAGAGCAAAGACUGAUGAAGCAAAUUAAGAAAGACCUGUUGGGUUCAGAACAGGACACUUUUUUGGGGUGAAAUUUUACAUAACUGGCUUGACACUUUGAAAGAAAUCGAGGGAAUGUGUAACUUUCUUUGUGAUUGUUAUAUACUUUCAAGAAAACUACCAACAAGAUAUGUGUAAAGCUUCAGCUUCUGUUUUGGUAGUGGUUGUUCCUGCUUUGCUUUGUACCACAGUAAUGCACAUGUGCCAAAUGACACUGCUAAUGCUGCGACUGCCAAUACUGAAUGCGAGAACUUCACACACACACUCAGACUUUUUACAACAGCUACCAUCAUCUGCUUUGUUUUGUGCUCAGUCAGUGUUGGUGACAGUCCUUUGCCAAGAUGCAUGGGGAUGCUGCAUUUUCUGUAUCUGAUUGUGAUCUAUAGAUAGAAGAGUUGAGAUGCUAGUGUGGGUGUUCCUACAGACAGAAAUAGAGAGAUAAUAAAUGAUUGUACAUCUUGUUUAAAUAGACAGAGCGGUCUGUUUCUGUCAAAUGUAAGCCCCUUGACUCUGGUCUGUGAUCUUAUGAAUGUGUACAAACAAGACUGUCUCUGAUCGUAACUGCUUGGGCUUACUGGAGUGCCUCAUCCGAGUGUGUCUAACAUGACAAAGGUAACCAAAAAGGUGUCUUUUUUUUUUUUUCUCAGUAGGUUACACAUGUUGGAGAUACUGUAUAUAGAACUCAGCAGUUUUCUAUCCUGCAAGGUUAUGGAACAUGUUGACUUGUAAGUAUGUAAGAGUUGAUUCUUGUCAUUGGAUUGUUUUUUAUAAGAUAUAAAACUAUUGAGUUCUGUAUAAAUUACUUCUUCACAAACCCAUGGCCUAGCUGGCUUUAAACAAACAGAAAAGUAAAUGGGAAAGAGACGGAGUAUUGUUGAUUUUUGCCCAGAUUUAACUACAGUGCUUGUUCUGUAGGAAACAAUGCAUACUCUUAGUGCUGAGUGAGAUGUAGAUACUUACUGAGUGGAUGAUUAAAAAGCACUAGGGGGUAUAAUGUGUGUUUUCCUUUUUGCCUUUGUUUUCCAUGCUAAUUAAAACAUGACAGAGGAUGCCUCAUUUUGCAAAGAAACAUGUUGCCUUUUCAAAAAUGAACUGACUCAAGGGGAAGGGGGAAAAAUAGAGAGUAAGGGUUUGUUUGAAAAUCUGUGUGAGGAGGCAUAGACCAGACUUUGCUGUUAGAUAAGUGAUGAAAAAUCAAAGCACAUUUAAACUAUAUAUACAAGAGAAUAUUUGUUAAUUUUAAUGGUUUUAUGUAUUUCUUUUUAUAAUGUGGAUUUGGGUUUAAUUGUUUUGGGUGCUCUGGGUGAACGCAUAUGCAAUCAGUUUUCAUGUUUGAUUGAAAAACAUUCAGUUCUUGUCUUAAAUGAAAUGCAAAACAAGUUAGCUAAACAAAAACCUCCAUUGGUCAUCAGUACUGAAACACUAAUGGGAAAAUCUGAUUAUUGACUACACCGUAAUCUCUUUGCCUUGGCUCUUAAAGUUGCACAUUCUCAUUUAUGAAUGAAUUAUGUAACUAGCAAUACUGUUUUUAAUAAAAAAGAAAAUGAUUUCUCAGAG
Xyrichtys novacula (pearly razorfish) is the source of this 36638-nucleotide messenger RNA. The record is from the annotation of a GenBank genome assembly. NCBI's taxonomy places the organism in Eukaryota, Metazoa, Chordata, Actinopteri, Labriformes, Labridae.